AUGUCGUCAUCUCGUCAGUACUCUCACUCUCCCAGAAAAUCCAAGGCUAACUCCAAAAAGAAAAUGCUGACGUUCAUGGCAAAUCAGAUUGCCAGAAUCAUGCCAAAGAUAGUGUCUGAGAUUCAAACCUCCAGCACUCCCAAUCAUUCUGGCGAUUCUCACGUAGUACAGCCUAAACCAGUCUCAUUCAACUACAAACACUUCACUGCCUGUAACCCCAAAACUUUCACUGGGAAGGAUGGUGUGACUGCCAUGUUGGAAUGGUUUGACAGCAUGGAAGUCACAUUCAUAAAUAGUGAAUGCCCAGAGGAGCUCAAGGUUCGAAGUGCCACUGGUGUUUUCCAAGCCAGGGCACUAGACUGGUGGACUAACGAGAGAAAUAUUCGAUCCAAUGAGCUAGCUUACGCGUUGUCUUGGGAAGAACUCAGACAGCUUAUGAUGGAGGAAUUCUGCCCUCCUCAUGAGCAGCAGAAGUUGGAAGAAGAGUUCUGGACCCUCAAACAGGUUGGAGAUGAAAACCUUGCAUACACUACUCGGUUUAAGCAGCUAUGUUUUAUCGUGCCUCAUUUGGUGUUAACCACAGAACGCACCAUUCGGAAAUAUAUUAAUGGGUUGCCUCCUACGAUGCGUGAUACCAUCGAGGCGGCUAGGUUGGAUAGUAUUGAGGACGUGUACCGCCUCGCGGCAAGUUUGAAUAAUAAUCGAGUUCGUGAUAAACAAGUCGCAGCAGCAUCUAAACCUACAUCCUCCUCAAAACCCGCUCAUCAAAUCACCCACAACAAUAGGGGAAAGAAGCGUGCUCACCAAUCCUCAGUUUGCAACGCUGUUACACCAGUUGAAAAUCCAAAACCUAACCCAGCAAACCCAGAAAAGAAGCAAUACACAGGAUCAAACCCUAAGUGCACCACUUGCCACUUUCAUCACCCAACUACGAGCCCAUGUAGACACUGUACCUCCUGCAAUCGUUAUGGGCAUUUGGCAGCAUAUUGUCGCAAUAACCCAACGACAGCCCAAAACUCAAAGCCAGCAAAUGUGGUCAGGGCAUGUUUCAAAUGUGGGAUCCAACUCACCUACGACCUCAGUGUCCUCAAUUGA
This is a messenger RNA of Helianthus annuus (common sunflower), 1095 nucleotides long. RefSeq lists its product as uncharacterized. NCBI's taxonomy places the organism in Eukaryota, Viridiplantae, Streptophyta, Magnoliopsida, Asterales, Asteraceae. The record is from RefSeq and is a predicted model, not a curated record. The transcript has a single exon. Bases 1 to 1095 code for a protein of 364 amino acids.